Molecule: messenger RNA, 951 nt
Organism: Haemonchus placei
Lineage: Eukaryota; Metazoa; Nematoda; Chromadorea; Rhabditida; Trichostrongylidae
Source: the annotation of a GenBank genome assembly
AUGACAUUUCACUUGUAUUCAGGAGCCUUUGAAUCUUUUACUCCCUCGAUUGUUUUUACAGAAUAUGGCCGCGUUCUAAAAAUCUUUGGUAAUCGUUACGUGUUGGUCUCCUGUUCUGAUAAUAAACAACGAGUGUGUCGUAUUCGUGGAAGGCUAAGGAAGAAGGUGCAGGUCAGAGGUGGUAGUAUUGUUCUUGUCGAACUGAGGGACUACCAGGAUUACAAGGGUGAUAUUAUUUACAAGUAUACAUAUACUGAGGCCCAGCUUUUGAAAAAGAGGAAAAAGGUGCCCGAACAGCCGACAACCGAUGAGUGCCCUUUGCUCGUAUACGGUCAGAUCGCUAGGGUCCUCUCAAAGGGCCGCGUGUUAGCCUUCUGUGUCGACGGUAAACAAAGGGUGUGUCGUGAUCGGAGAGAGCCGAGAAAAAACAUACGUAUGGAAAGAGGCGAUAUUAUUGUUAUCGAAUGCAGGGACUACCAAAAAUUUGAGAGCGAUAUUAUUCACAAAUGCGCACCCGAUGAGGCCCAGCGUCUAAAAGAUGCAGAAUUACUGCCUGAUUCCAUAAAGGUCAAUAAUGGGGCUUUGUUAGAAUAUGGACGAGUUACUCAAGUUCUUCAUAAACGUCAUGUGCUGGUCCAAUGUUUUGAUGGUGAACAGAGAAUAUGUCGCAUUCAAGGGAAGCGGGGAAUGAGGACGACAGCUGGGUAUGGUCAGACUGUUCUCGUUGGACUCAGAGACCGCGAAGAUUGCAAGGGGAUUGUACUUCACAAGAGCAAUCGUGAUGAGGCUCAGCGAUUGAUGAAAAAUAAUAAGCUCUCUGGAACAGGGUCGACUGGUGUGCAAAAGGAGAAGGAAGUGGAAAACAAGGAGGUUAUGAUGCACACUGAAAACAAUGAAGGGGAGCAAGUAUGCAACAAUAUGCAUUUUGGUGGCAACGGAGAAGGUGAAUAA